AUAAACACGCGGGGUUCACAGGCUUUGAUCGUCCUCCUUCACCGUGGGAACAUUUUGGUAAUGUUGAAGUACAGUCCUGUGACCUCUGCUUGAACUUGUGCGGGUCGCACCGGGGUCCAAACAGCCUCAGAAACGCGGUGAGUUGAAAGCAGGCGAUGCGCUCUGUACCUGUGGGAGGCGUGCGCACACCUGCGGACACGGUCACAGAGAUCAUCCGCAGCAUUUCUGCCCCCAGCAGGACGCACCAGGACGGCUCGCACACACACACCUGAGCCAUGGAAGCAGAGGACAAACCCUCCGCCGAGCAGGGAGCGCGCCUGCUGGACAUCAGCUCCAACUCCAGCGGGUCCACGCGCGGCGAUGGCGCACAGCCGCCGAAGCCGCCCUACUCCUACGUGGCUCUGAUCGCCAUGGCCAUCAAGAGCAGCUGCAACAACAGGGAAACUCUGAGCGGGAUCUACGACUACAUCACCGCCAACUUCCCCUACUACCUAGACAACCAGAAGGGCUGGAAGAACAGCAUCCGGCACAAUUUAAGUCUGAACGAGUGCUUCGUCAAAGUGCCCAGAGAAGCCGGAGGGGACCGAAAGGGCAGCUACUGGAUGUUGGACCCCGCGUUUGAGGACAUGUUUGAGAAGGGGAACUACCGACGGCGGAAGAGAGUGCGGAGACUCUGCAGCUCCACCAGUGCGCUUCACCUGUCCGGCUACCAGGUGGACCACCUGCCGGACAAACCGUACGCGCAGCCGUACGUCAGCGGCUCGUGGAGCUACGCCGCGCCGCAGCUGAUCGGAGGACACCCCCCGGGGAGCUCCUAUUACCCCGCAUGCCACCUCCACCACCACCCGGCCUACAGCCGCCAGCCGCCCGUGCUGGUUCCUUACAGCGGGUGUCCGUACGGCGGCGUGAGCCAGCCGCUCAGCCCGGACGGAGGCACCGCGUCUGUGGCCUGCAGCUACCCGCAGCUCAGCUCCAACAUCCGGCAGCCGGAGGCUCAGUUUUCCGCCGAUACAUUCAGUCACUGAAGGCGUUUCUCUUCUUUUAGUUCAAAGAGUGAAAGUUCAACAGCUUGAUAAGUGACUUAUGUUAUAUUAUUAUUUUUGGACAUGUUUAAGGCUCCGGUUCAAAGUGCCAAGAAACUUCCGUCAGUAUACUCGAUGCACUUAGCUUCAGAUUUUUAUUUUAUUUUAUUUUUUGUUCCCUUUUUUGUUUUGCACAAAUUCAGUAUGAAUUUUUAAAAUCUUUUUUCUUAUCUUUUCUCUUUCAUUUUUCCUGUUGCCACUUUUUUUUUUAUUAGAAAACGAGUUUGAAAAAAAAGAAAAAUGAAAACUUUAUCUUGUUUUUGAACACAUUUGAAAUUGUAUUUAUUUUCUGUAUCAUCUUCUGAGCUGCUAUGCAACAGUUUCUGACAGUAUGGCACUGAUCAAUUUUAUCAUUCAGUUCUGAAUGUCGACUUGAUUAUGUUUGUUAAAAUAAAUUGCUGUUUUUUGAAUUGUA
Molecule: messenger RNA, 1497 nt
Organism: Thalassophryne amazonica
Lineage: Eukaryota; Metazoa; Chordata; Actinopteri; Batrachoidiformes; Batrachoididae
Product: forkhead box protein E1-like
Exons: 1
Coding region: 276-1025 (249 amino acids)
Biological process (GO): regulation of transcription by RNA polymerase II; cell differentiation; anatomical structure morphogenesis
Molecular function (GO): RNA polymerase II cis-regulatory region sequence-specific DNA binding; DNA-binding transcription factor activity, RNA polymerase II-specific
Source: RefSeq, a predicted model, not a curated record